Molecule: messenger RNA, 751 nt
Organism: Arachis stenosperma
Lineage: Eukaryota; Viridiplantae; Streptophyta; Magnoliopsida; Fabales; Fabaceae
Product: root meristem growth factor 10
Exons: 2
Coding region: 46-507 (153 amino acids)
Source: RefSeq, a predicted model, not a curated record
CAAUAUACUACCAUUUUGACCAAAAUUUCUUGAUAGCUAGCUACCAUGUCAUCUAUAAUCACUUAUCUCCUUCUUCUUAUCUUUCUUUUUAUUUCCUUGCAUGCAUGUAAUGCUCGCCAUCUUAGCACUCUUGAUAAGAAGAAGAUGGAGAAGAAACCUCACUUCUCCUUCAAGAUUAGUAGUGGUGAUGAUGAGAAAAAAGUAUUGGGUUCCAAUCCAAAGCAAGUUAAUGAAGAAGGUGGUAAUGACAACAAGAAGGUGAAGACUAAUCGGUUGUUUUCUUCUGAUUCUGAUCAUCAGAACCCUAAUAAUAGAAACCGAAGAAGAAGCACUAAAAAUCAAAGGGUGCUCAAAGCAAAGGGAAAAGGUGCCACUAAAACUACUAAUUCUCUUGUAUCAUCGUCAUCAAUUUCAUGGCGUGUUCCUCACAAGAAACCUAGUGAGAAAAAUCCAGGGUUUAACUUGGACUAUUCACCACCCAAGACACAUCCUCCUUCUCACAACUAAUUAUUAUAUAUAUAAUUAAUGUUAUAUAUAUGAAGUAAUUAUGUAUCAUCAUCUAUAUCAUGCAUCCCUUAUGUGAAGCCCUAAUGAAUAUUAUUGUAAAGAAAAGAAAAUCAAAGAAGAUCAUCAUAGGGAUCAUUCUCAUCAUUCUGGGGUGCAUGAUAUAUAUAAUAUAUAUGUGUUUAGUUUUUAUAUAUAUGACUACACAAACUUUAGCUUAUAUGGCUAAUUAAUAUAUGACUUAAUU